Messenger RNA from Aureobasidium melanogenum CBS 110374, 1512 nucleotides. RefSeq lists its product as uncharacterized. NCBI's taxonomy places the organism in Eukaryota, Fungi, Ascomycota, Dothideomycetes, Dothideales, Saccotheciaceae. Bases 1 to 1512 code for a protein of 503 amino acids. The record is from RefSeq and is a predicted model, not a curated record. The transcript has 3 exons.
AUGCCUAGGCCUGAUUUAGCAGCACUAGGCAUCUCGUACAGACGCAUUCCCUUGCUCGCUAUCGGUCGUCAUGUGUACUGCGAUUCGAGGUUGAUUCUCCAAGCAAUUCGACGACUGCUUCAGGACUGGCUGAAUGAUCAAAUUUUCUGGCAUGCAUCACGUUGCUUACCGUUCGAACGUUCUGCAGUUGCUAGUAGUCCAGCAUUUCUAAAUGACAGGUCCGAAGCGCUUGGCAGACCAUUCAGGAUUGAGGACAUGAUAAAGGAAAGACCAGAGUCGUAUGCCUAUAUCCGUGCCAUGUUCCAAACGCUUGAGUCGUUCCUGGAAGAUGGCCGUGACUGGUUUGUUGGCAGUGAACAGCCAUCGCUAGCAGAUAUUGAUGCUGUUUACAUUGCGCAAUGGCUCGUAACGAAUCCAUUGAUGGAAGGCGCGACGCCGGAAGCGUUUAUUUCCGAGAAGCUGUUUCCCAAAACAUAUGCUUGGGUCUAUCGAUUCAAGCAGGCGUUGAGAGAUGCUGAAUCUGGAGCAACUGUGGCUACAGUUGUUAGUGGCCAGGAAGCUUUGGACCAGAUCACUUCAGCCCCGGUUACUGCUUUGCAAGGCGAUAUCAGUGACACUGACCCGCUCGGCCUGAGAGUCGGCCAGGCAGUGAGUAUACAUCCAACUGACUGGGCAUCAAAACAUAUUGAUCACGGUGAGCUCGUGAUGUUGGCCGCGGAUCAGGUGUGCAUUCAAAAUGCUCGAGGUGUUCUGGUCCAUUUCCCUCGUUGGAAAUUCCGGGUUCAGGCAGCCGAGGAGGACAGAUCUUCCACCAGCGUCCCUAUAACGGAUGGUCUACCACUAAUAGAUCGUCCUCAUCGGCUCUUCUACCACCCGCUAUCCCCUUUCUCGCGCAAAGUGUAUAUGUUUGCACUAGAGUUGGGCACGGCAGAUCGAAUCGAGCUUCAAAAGGUGGUCGUUGCCCCAGUCAAGUAUCCUGGAUGGUCUGAUGAUGUCCCCACUGUCGCCGAGUCAAACCCUUUGGCAAAACUACCGACUCUAGUCCUCGGCAACAACGGCGAUGGCGUUUACGACUCACAAGUGAUCUGCGAUUUUCUAGAAGACGAAGCCUUGACAAACAAGCGGUCUGAUCUUGGACCACGCAACUGGCGCUUGAGAACUCUUCACGGUUGUGCGGACGGCAUGAUGGACGCGCAAGUACUCAUCUUUUACGAGAAAAAGAUCCGUGCUGAAAACAACAUUGCAUACCAAGCCUGGAUUGAUGGACAGAAUGAGAAGAUUUUGCGGGGUCUUGACCAAUUCGAACUCGAAGUUGGUCGUGGCACGCUUCAAGCACUGGCUAACGAUACACCAGCAUCAGCGGCUGAAUGUGCGGUGGCCACUUCAGAAUGGUUCCAGCAAUGGCAAAAGAGAGGUUCUUUUAUCAAGAGUCGCGCCGAUGUGGAUUGGAAAACCGGCGAGGCUGUCGAUAUUGGAUUCGGCCGAGAUGUGCUGAAUGGCAAAAAGGGUUGA